AUGAUUCAGCCUGAGCGUCCAUCUCCACACAUGGAAUUCAUUGUGGAGACUGUCAUAUUUAUUUUCAAAUUGAUUUGGUGCUGCAUUUGUGAAUUGACAAGCUGUGUUUUACAGAUAAUUAAUCCAGUAUACAAAAAUCUUUCAUCAGAUGUCAUACUUAUAACCGGAGGGGGGAGUGGUAUUGGUAGACUCAUGUGCUUAGAGUUCGCAAAAUUUUGCCCAACCAUUAUAGCUGUGGAUAUAAAUGAGUCUUCUUUAUCGGAAACAUCGGAUAUUGUUCAUCAGAAUACUGGCGUUCGGAUCAAAACAUAUGUGUGCGAUUUAAGACACAAAAAAGCAAUUGAUGAGUUGUCAUCAAGUGUACUGAGAGAAUUUGGCAAAGUAACUAUUCUUGUAAACAAUGCUGGUAUUGUAAACACAGAUAAUGUUACUGAACUAACUUCGAAUGCAAUGAAGGACUGUUUCAAAGUCAACGUCUUUUCACACUUUUACCUCAUCCAAGCGUUUCUACCAUCCAUGCUGAGUAAACCAAAUAUGAAUUCAAAUGGGCUAAAUGAUCCAGUGAAAUAUUAUCAUCCUAGAGGACAUAUUGUGUGCGUUUCAUCGAUAGCUGGCUAUGUACCUUUAGCCGGCGGUGCAGACUACUGUGCAUCAAAAGCCGCUGCCAUACUGUUAUCGGAAUCCGUCGAACUGGAACUUCUCAAUUUGGGAGUGAAUGAUGAAAUAUGUAUCACACGUAUACUUCCUUUCCUAGUCAAUACAAAUAUGUUUAAAGGCGUUACACCGAAACAUCCUUUACUAUUUCCUGUUGUGGACGCUAGCUAUUGUGCACAACGAAUUGUCCAGUCUGUGCGUUUAAACGAACGAGUUGUUUAUAUAUCACCUCGAUAUCGUAUCCUGCCUAUCUUAAAGAUACUUCUUCCGACCAAGGUGAUCCACUGCUUGUAUGGGUAUGCCAAUACAGGGGAAUACAUUAGUCAGUUGAAACUUCAUCGCAAAAAGAACGACCAACUGUAA
Messenger RNA from Heterobilharzia americana, 1017 nucleotides. Lineage: Eukaryota; Metazoa; Platyhelminthes; Trematoda; Strigeidida; Schistosomatidae. The record is from the annotation of a GenBank genome assembly.